AUGAAAAACUUACAAAAAAACAACAACCCACUAGAAAACAGCCUCAAUAGGAAGAGCAAGAUCAACAAAAGGGUAGCAAAGAAACCAAAUUCCCGAAGUGAAGAAAGCGUUGGCAAAAUCAAAAAACGCAUUCGAGAUCUGAAGCGAACUCUGCAAAAGGGUGCCUCAUCGGCCAAAGCCAAAGUUGAAAGUGAAAGAAAACUGCGCGCGUCCGAAUAUGAACUUGGUGAAAGAUACAUUGACGAACAAGAAGAGAAACACUAUCAAAAAUAUCGCACAGCCAAGUUUCUGGAAAGCAAAAAGGCUGAACGCAAGGUCAAGCAGGCUUCCAAAAAGUUAGAGGCAGCAGAGAAUGAUGAACAAAGAGAGGAAUGGAAAGCGAAACUAGAGGAACACAAAAUCGACGUGUUGUAUGUUAAGCAUUUUCCAUGUUUAUUACCAUAUAUCUCGCUUUACGAAAAAGAAAAAUCUGAUACCGAGAAGAACGAAAAGAUACGACAAGAAGUACGUCAAAAGAUCAAAGCAAUUCUAGACAAGAACGGCGACUUGGACGAGAUGGCCAGGGAGUAUCGUGCGCAAUACCGGGAGAAGAUGAUUCAAAUCGAGCGGAUACCAGCUGUACGACCUUUGAACGAUCAAGAAGAAACACCAAAGGAUUUCACGCGUGCAACCAAAAAAGAAGCGUCACUAUCAGCAUCGGAAGCACCGGCAUCAUCAUCCGAAGCAAUUGCUGCCAAGGAUGACUUCUUUGAAUUUUAA
Zychaea mexicana is the source of this 759-nucleotide messenger RNA. RefSeq lists its product as uncharacterized. Lineage: Eukaryota; Fungi; Mucoromycota; Mucoromycetes; Mucorales; Lichtheimiaceae. The transcript is spliced from 4 exons. Gene Ontology annotation, biological process: maturation of SSU-rRNA from tricistronic rRNA transcript (SSU-rRNA, 5.8S rRNA, LSU-rRNA). Gene Ontology annotation, cellular component: preribosome, small subunit precursor; nucleolus. Bases 1 to 759 code for a protein of 252 amino acids. The record is from RefSeq and is a predicted model, not a curated record.